CUAAGAGUAGCAGUUGUACCAGCGAGACCCUUUCAAUUCGUUGACUUGUUUGGAGUCUCCAUCGUGGUAGUGAGAGAGAGAGGGAGAGCGAGAGAUCAGACUGUCUUUCGUCAGUACUACACAUCUUUAGGGCUUAGGAAAUUCUCUUCCUCUACCAAUCGGAUCACAGCAAGUUAUGGCGAUUUAACUCUUUCUCACAGCAACAAUGUCCAGCAAUUGAUGAUUUAUAGGCAAAUUGAGGUCUUCAUCAACACAUUUGCGUACUGUUCUUCCACUCGUUUCCAUUAGGUUCAACAAAUAUAUUGGAGACUCUGAAGGUUAAAAUUUGCUACUAAAUUUUCGUAAUCACUGGAGUAGGGAUUGACAAAAGCUGAAGUGGCAGGAAGUUGGCUUAUCAACCAGAAGACAACUGUUAAAGUGGACCUGAUUCCUGUGAUUUUGUUGUAAAACGAGAAGUAAAAAAUGGGAAGUGCAAAAUUUCCCAAGCGCUAUGUGAUUGUCAUUCUAACCUUCAUCUGCACUUGUGUAUGCUACAUUGAACGUGUGGGCUUCUCAAUUGCAUAUACUGUUGCUGCCGAUGCUGUAGGGGUGAACCAGUCAAGCAAAGGCACCAUACUUUCGACAUUCUAUUAUGGUUAUGCCUGUUCACAGAUACCUGGUGGAUGGGCAGCUCAGAAAAUAGGGGGAAGGCGUGUUCUCCUUCUCUCAUUCUUAUUAUGGUCUCUCACGUGUGCUUUAGUACCACUAGACCCAAAUCGAGUCAUGAUUUUGGUGAUAGCUCGUUUACUUGUUGGGGUGGCACAAGGGUUCAUCUUCCCAUCCAUCCACACCGUCCUUGCACAGUGGGUCCCACCUCACGAAAGGUCAAGAUCUGUUUCUCUCACAACAUCUGGAAUGUAUCUAGGUGCAGCUAUGGGGAUGCUUUUGCUUCCUAGCCUGGUGAAAUUCAGGGGUCCCCAAUCUGUAUUUCUUGCUGAAGCAGCAUUGGGUUCCAUGUGGUCUCUACUUUGGUUCAAAUACGCAAGCGACCCACCUCGUUCUGAGCAUCCAAAAGCAUCUGCCGCCGGUUUUGGGGAAUCUUUGUUGCCAAUCAAAGGGAGUCUGAAGGCAAAAGUGGAGAAAGGAGGUCAUUCCGUCAAAACUGCCCAAAUUCCAUGGAAGAAGAUUGUCCUCAGCUUACCCGUUUGGGCAAUUGUUGUGAAUAAUUUCACAUUCCAUUACGCCUUGUAUGUUCUGAUGAACUGGCUGCCCACAUAUUUUGAACUCGGGCUCCAACUUAGUCUUCAGGAAAUGGGUUCUUCUAAGAUGAUGCCUUAUCUGAACAUGUUUGUAUUCUCAAAUAUAGGUGGGGUGAUUGCUGACCACUUGAUCACCGGAAGAAUCUUGUCCGUGACUAGAACGCGAAAGGUCUUGAACACCGUCGGAUUUGUAGUGGCAUCUUUUGCUUUGAUGGCGAUUCCCCUCUUCCGAACAUCUGGUGGGGCAGUGUUUUGUUCUUCCGUGGCUCUCGGUUUUUUAGCACUAGGGAGAGCAGGUUUUGCAGUAAAUCACAUGGAUAUUGCUCCAAGGUAUGCCGGAAUUGUUAUGGGAGUUUCUAAUACAGCUGGUACAUUAGCGGGUAUUAUUGGGGUUGAUCUUACAGGUCGGCUUCUUGAAUCUGCUAAAACUGCUGAUUUGGAUCUUUCGACUCCAGAAAGCUGGAGAGCCGUGUUCUACAUCCCAGGCUUGCUUUGCAUCUUUAGUUCUUUUGUGUUUUUACUAUUUGCGACUGGGGAGAGGAUUUUUGACUGAGGUAAGCUUGUUUUGCAUGUUAUCGUUGCUGACAGAAAGUAAUUACUGUCAUCUGGUAGAUAAUUUAAGAAAUGGUGUUAGAGCCAUUGGAUUCCUUAGUAUAUCGUCCGUUCUUGAUAAGAGACACGUGUUCAAGCUCCUUGGCUAGUUUAGUAUAUUGUCCACUCUUGAUUGAGACACGUGUUCAAGCUCGAUGGCACGGGAAAACCCAGAGUAGUCAGGAUAGAGUUGGACAUGUAUUUGAAGAUAUCAUUGCCAUAUUUGUCAAUGUAUAUUUAUUGAAACCUCAUUCACCCAUUUUUUUUUUUUUAUUUGUAUACCCAUUUUUUUGUACACUUUUGCUUACUUUUGUUUGUCAUUGGUGAUCAAGAUGGCUAUAAAUUUGUAAUUCAUUUUCAGUUAAAAAUACUUGAUUUCGACCUAUUUCUGUAAGGCAGAUAUUUUCAAUUUAAGUUUCAGGACAAAUUUUCAUGAGUGAAA
Camellia sinensis is the source of this 2271-nucleotide messenger RNA. RefSeq names its product putative anion transporter 5. Gene Ontology annotation, biological process: transmembrane transport. The record is from RefSeq and is a predicted model, not a curated record. Gene Ontology annotation, molecular function: transmembrane transporter activity. Lineage: Eukaryota; Viridiplantae; Streptophyta; Magnoliopsida; Ericales; Theaceae.